AUGGUUCUCAUAAACAAUGUCAAAUAUGCCUGUGAAAGGUGUAUCCGAGGUCAUCGGGUAACGACUUGCAACCAUACGGACCAGCCUUUGAUGAUGAUUAAGCCGAAGGGUAGACCUUCAACUACUUGUGAUCAUUGUAAAGAAUUGAGGAAGAAUAAGAAUGCUAAUCCGUCGGGAGUUUGUACGUGUGGAAGAUUAGAGAAGAAGCGACUGGCUCAGAAAGUGAAGGAAGAGGCAAGAGCGAAAGCGAAAGAAGAGAGGAAAAAUCAGGAAUGUAGGUGUGAUCAGAAUGAACCAUGUAAAUGCCAUUCGACUAGACGAAGAUCCCGUAAGAUAUCGAUCAAUGAUACGCACCACUUCAAUCAUUCUCAAGCAGGGUCUGGGCACGUGACGUCACCGAUCUCUGUAGAGACUUACAAUGACAACUAUCUCGACUCGGAUGGCGGCGGGAAGAUCUCUAAGGAGUAUCAUCACAUUCCCUCACUGGCGUCUAUCUCGUCGUUGCAUUCGACGCACUCUUUGGAUCAAAAGUUCAAUUUCCCUCAGAGCCCUACUCUCGGUAACUUUGGUGGGAGUGGUACUAAUGGUCAAUUUGAUAAUAGUUCGAUAUGUUCUUCGGCGAGGUCGGAUUCGCGUGCCAAUUUAUCCGAUAUGGUGGGGUCGUCUUUUGAACCUACAAAGAGGGCGCCUGGCUNNAGAAGCAGGGUCGGUGAAGUGACUGUUCCUCUGGAAGAAUAUAUACCAUCCGAUAUCAAUGGGAUUGGAAGGAUUAACGAUGUAAAUGCGUUUGACGAUUGGUCACCGGAAACGUCGGCUACUAAUAUGAACCCCAGUGUAUCUGCAACUUAUGCGCAGUCUAGUUCAAAUUCUAUCAAUCACAAUCUCCAUGCACAGGAUCAAAACCGUUCGGAUAGCAAUAAUAGUAAUAGAAAUAACGGUCUUCUGGAUAUGUUUCUGGAUUCGUCAACAAUUCCCGCUUUCCACGAUAAGAGCAAUACUUUACCAUCAGGUAUGGCCAAGAGAUACAGUUUCCACUCACCACAAGACGCCUAUAAUCACCACAAGGAAAACAACAGUUUCAAAUCCAAUAAUACCACUAAUAAUAUCACUAAUAAUAAAAAUUGGGAGAGUACUGAGGGCAGUGUGGAUAAUGAAAGCGUAAAAAGUGUCGAAGUUCUUUCACUAACGCCAAGUUUUAUGGAUAUUCCAGAGAGAAGACCACAACAUCAUCAAUUGACCCAUAGAUACUCCCAGGAUUCACAGCUAUCACAACAAAGAUCUUCAAGUGUCAGUCGAAAUCACAGGUAUGGCGGCUCCCAUGUGUCGCAACCAGCUUACAAUAUGAGAUCACCUCCAAUGACAGUAAAUCCUUCAAAUGUGUCAAAUAUUGAUGACAAUGUAAGUUUAAACUCAUUACAGUCACCUAGCAGUUCUGUCGUGGAACAUGGGCUUAUGACUAACUCGACGGAUCCAUCUCUAAUGAAGAAUUUACCCGAUACAAUAAGGCAUCCCAGAACAAUGAAUUUACCGGAGAGAUCAGCAUCGACGUCACACUUCCAGCCAUCGUUCCAGUGGUCUCAACCACCACUUCCUCGUCAAGGUUCCCAAACUCUAUCAACCACGACUGACACGAAUUCCGAGUUUGAUCACCUUAUGGCGUUUGAUAGUUCCAUCAAUAGAUCUGAUAGCGCGCAAUUGUCAACGAAGAACGAUACAGAUAAACCUGCGUACCAGGAUGGUCCUGCGCCAUUCGGUAAUGGGUUGGCCAGAAGAACACUACAGGACACAUCUCCCGCUAGUAGUAAUCAAACGUCGUCUCCUCCUAGUCAAUUAUUAACUGAGAGAGGUUUUGCCGAUCUAGACAACUUUAUGUCUAUACUGUAG
Molecule: messenger RNA, 1884 nt
Organism: Torulaspora delbrueckii
Lineage: Eukaryota; Fungi; Ascomycota; Saccharomycetes; Saccharomycetales; Saccharomycetaceae
Product: copper fist DNA-binding domain-containing protein
Exons: 1
Coding region: 1-1884 (627 amino acids)
Biological process (GO): intracellular copper ion homeostasis; intracellular iron ion homeostasis; positive regulation of transcription by RNA polymerase II
Cellular component (GO): nucleus
Molecular function (GO): copper ion binding; DNA-binding transcription factor activity, RNA polymerase II-specific; RNA polymerase II cis-regulatory region sequence-specific DNA binding
Source: RefSeq, a predicted model, not a curated record